CACACUGACUGAGUGACUAGUUAAAGUUAUUUUGUUUGAAGCAAUUGGCAAUAUGUUAAAAAGAUUUAUACCGUUUAAUAAUAACGCUAUUAGCAGACACAUAGUGUGUGUUCCGAAACAUAAACCACCCGAAAAAAAAGAUUUUGACGUUUUGAAAGAGUUCUUAACAAACCAUAACAAAAUUUUAAUUUUGACUGGUGCUGGCAUUUCUACUGAAUCAGGUAUUCCUGACUACAGAUCGGAGGAUGUUGGUCUGUAUGCCCGUAGUAAUCACAAACCUAUACAGUAUCAAGAAUUUGUGAAGUAUCCGAAAGUAAGGCAAAGGUACUGGGCAAGAAAUUAUAUAGGUUGGCCGAGAUUCAGUUGUGUGCAACCGAACGUCACACAUCUCUGUAUUCGAGAACUAGAGAAGAAGGGAAAAGUGACAUCUAUAGUGACACAGAAUGUGGAUAGAUUACACCACAAAGCUGGUUCUGAAAAAGUGAUUGAAUUACAUGGGACAAGCUACUUAGUUCAAUGUCUCAAAUGCCCCUAUGAAAUAGACAGACAUGAACUCCAAGAAAUAUUAACAGAGAAUAAUCCAGAUAUGGAAAGUAGUUUCUCCAUGAUAAGACCGGAUGGCGAUGUUGAAUUGUCAAGGGAACAAGUAGAAAAAUUCCGAGCUCCACUCUGCCCAAAGUGUGAAGGGCCUUUGAAACCAGACAUAGUGUUUUUUGGUGACAAUGUACCCAAAUAUCGCGUGGAACAAGUCAGAAAAGAAGUGACUAGCAGUGAUGCAAUAUUUGUAAUGGGAUCAAGCCUCACAGUUUAUUCUAGCUAUAGAAUUAUAUUGCAAGCCAGAGAUGAACACAAAAACGUAGCUAUAUUAAAUAUUGGACCUACUAGAGCAGAUGAUAUUGUUAAUAUAAAAGUAUCUACAAAAUGUGGUGAUGUUUUACCUGAAUUAUGUAAAUCUUUAAAUUAAAUAUAAUUAGCACAAAAUAUACAACUCUGACUAAAAUUUCUGACAUGAUCAUAAAAUUCAUUUUCCAUAAUAUAGAUAAUUCAACAUGGACAUGCCAUAGUAGCCUUUAGGCCUUGAAAUGUACAUAUGUUAAAAUAGCUAUAAGAAGAGUUAUAAUGUAUAUUUUUGUAGUUUUGUUGUUUUAACAAAGAUU
Messenger RNA from Bombyx mandarina (wild silkworm), 1157 nucleotides. RefSeq names its product NAD-dependent protein deacylase sirtuin-4 (gene Sirt4). Gene Ontology annotation, molecular function: histone deacetylase activity, NAD-dependent; NAD+ binding. The record is from RefSeq and is a predicted model, not a curated record. Lineage: Eukaryota; Metazoa; Arthropoda; Insecta; Lepidoptera; Bombycidae. Gene Ontology annotation, cellular component: mitochondrial matrix.